UGACCAAAAUUUUUUAUUUUUUUACAAAGCUGAUACUUGAAGCACCUGCAAAUGGGUUUCCUUUUAUUUGGUUGUGUUAACAUCUUGCAAAACUUGAGUACAGGGUUUUUGGAUGUACUUUAUGCCAAAAACAUGUCCUAUUUUAAAAUACUUUAUGGUACUAUUAAGGUACAUUCAUAUCCAAAGUAUGCAAGUUAUGUAUCUAUUGGCUUAGCUAGCUCUUGUUACAUUUUAUGCUAUACAUUAUCGAUCAUGGUGGCUUAUUUCAUACCUUUUGAGACGCAAAAUGCCAUUCUUUAUUUCUUUAUUUCUUAUUUCGUAAUGUCAGACACAGAGAAAAUGAGAACAGCAGUCAGUAGGCUCUUUGUCGAGUCAGGAGAGAAAGAAAGAUUACUUGAGCUACUGAAGCUGCGCUUACAAGAAUCAGGUUGGAAUGACAACUUGGAUGCUUACAGUCGUGAUACUGUACGAAACAAAAACUUGCAAAACGCUUCUUUAGAUGAAUUAACAAAAGAAAUGGGAGAUUAUGGUCGAUCAACCGUCAAUGAGGUGAUUAAAAAGGAUUUACUCGAACAUAUUAAAAAGUUCCUUGAUGAGAACCUCGAUUAAUGAGCAGCAACAGCUUCAUUAACCUCUUCCACAACACCACGAAUGACAGGCUUUGUUUCCUUCAAAUUCAAACGCAUUGCCAAAGCAUCUUCACCAUCAGCAUAAUACUUUUUCUCAAUGUCAUGCACACUAUCAUAAUAAACAUUAAAAUCACACGACAUGGGCUGCUAAGAAAACUUACUCAAACUUCAAAGUAUCUCUAUA
Messenger RNA from Gilbertella persicaria, 813 nucleotides. Its product is annotated as transcription factor e(y)2-domain-containing protein. Gene Ontology annotation, molecular function: chromatin binding; transcription coactivator activity. The transcript has 4 exons. Gene Ontology annotation, biological process: positive regulation of DNA-templated transcription; regulation of transcription by RNA polymerase II; poly(A)+ mRNA export from nucleus. Gene Ontology annotation, cellular component: DUBm complex; SAGA complex; nuclear pore. Bases 52 to 609 code for a protein of 185 amino acids. The record is from RefSeq and is a predicted model, not a curated record. NCBI's taxonomy places the organism in Eukaryota, Fungi, Mucoromycota, Mucoromycetes, Mucorales, Choanephoraceae.